Molecule: messenger RNA, 1833 nt
Organism: Paramacrobiotus metropolitanus
Lineage: Eukaryota; Metazoa; Tardigrada; Eutardigrada; Parachela; Macrobiotidae
Product: rhodopsin-like
Exons: 2
Coding region: 577-1671 (364 amino acids)
Biological process (GO): G protein-coupled receptor signaling pathway
Cellular component (GO): membrane
Molecular function (GO): G protein-coupled receptor activity
Source: RefSeq, a predicted model, not a curated record
GUUAGGUGUGAGAGUAGAAAUAGUGAGGUUAAUAAUUCGUGCUGCGGAAUCAAAGUAAUUCUCGUAAAAACUGUUAAGCAUUUGUACACAGUGUAUCGCGGAUUAAUACAUCUGGGCAGUGUGGCGUUGCGGUGUUGUUGCGAUGUUUUCCCACAAAUCCCGAACGCUGCCGGUAUAACGAUCUCUUUACAAAGAAAUCGUGACCAAAGUAUCCAAUACGGCAGUAUCGAGUGGUCUCUUUCGUUCUUAAUUAAGAACGAAGGAGACCACUCAAUAUUGACGUAUGGGAUACUUCAGUCACGGAAGUAGCUAAUUCGGUUCUUUCGUUGAUUAACCGGAAGAGAAAAUACACGAGCGCUGCUGUUUGUAACCCUGCGUCCUACUCAUUAGCACGCACUGUUAAUGACAGCCGGAAUGCGCCGCUUUCCAAUUUUGAGCAAGCCAUGAGAUUAUAAAAUUAUCCACAUCUUGAACUGCUGAAGUACUGCAACGAGAAGGCAUAUAUCUCACUGGAAAAUGUUCCUCUCAAGCAAUUGCAAGGUCACAUGCCGAUAUGCAGACACGUAGCAUUUCAUCAUGGUAGUUUUAAUGCUGUUCGCUAACAAUUCCAUUUCCAACAAUUCCGCUGCCAUUUUCGAAAACCAAAGUUCGUUAGUACCAGCCUGGAUAAUUUACUCAACCACGCUGCAAGUCUGGGUCGCGAUAAUUGGAAUUCUGGCGAUCAUUGGCACUUCUCUCAAUGUGCCAUUAUUUGUCACCAUCGCCACCGGCAGUAAACUGAAUACCGGAUCGGGCGCGUUAAUUGCGCAUCUGUUGUUUAUUGAAUCGAUGCUGUGUUCUGUAUGGAAUCCCAUUAUCUGCAUCUCCAUGUACACAGCCCAUAUAAAACCAUUGUCCCACACAUUCUGCCAGUAUGCACUCUUCGGCUACUAUAUUUUUCUGCACUGCGCUAAUUGGUCAACGCUGCUCUUGGCCAUUAACCGAUUUGUCGCCAUCAUGUUUCCCCACCAGUACAGCAAAGUUUCGAGUAAACCAGCGCUUUUAUUCAGCAUGUCUUUCGGUUGGAUGGUAGCCAUUGGUUUUAAUCUACCGGGAUUUCUUGGUGUGAGUGGGGAUUACGUGCCCAUUCCGCCGUGGGGCGGGUGUGGGACAAAGGUCACCGCGCAAUUCGCCUGGUUUAACGCGCUGCUGACCGGUGUACUGACAUCCAUUCCGGUUUCGGGAGUGGGUCUAGCGUAUAUUGUCAUGUUCGUCAAAAUCGGUGUGGUGUGGUGUCGAAAUCGCAAUGCGGUUGUCACAAAGCAGAAGGACGAUAGUAGCGCGGGCGCCCGCCACGAUCGUAGCGUGCUGCAGAAAAGACGUUUCGACAGCGCCAAAAUGUUAUUUAUUUCGUAUCUGUGGUAUUCGUUGUGUUAUUUACCGGCGCCCAUUGCAUCAAGCGUCUAUCCCCAAGCUUAUGCUUCGAUGCCUGCUUUGCAGUUGGCGCUCCGCGGAGUUUUAUUAAUGGGAUACGCUUUUAAUCCAGUCAUCUAUAUUGCCAUGAAUUCGGAAUACCGCAAACGACUUUUUAAGCUUCUCCACAUCACUGGCGACCACUUCACCAGCCAUCCAACCCGAACCGCUACCGUAGCCAAGAGCCAAGUUGAUUCUGCAUGGACUGGCAGAGAUUAGCUGAUUCAAUGGGACUCACUCGUCUGCAUCUGCGGCCUACGCCAUCGACCAGAUUAAGCUAUUUCGCUCAGCGCGCUUAUACUUUUAAUUAUGUUAUUACAAUACAGUUUAGACUGUUUACAAUCAUGUAUAGUGGCUCGGACCGGAAAUACAGAAUUUUUA